This is a messenger RNA of Phlebotomus papatasi, 2630 nucleotides long. RefSeq lists its product as uncharacterized. The record is from RefSeq and is a predicted model, not a curated record. The transcript is spliced from 7 exons. The coding region runs from base 448 to 2571 and encodes 707 amino acids. Gene Ontology annotation, molecular function: kinase activity; pseudouridylate synthase activity. NCBI's taxonomy places the organism in Eukaryota, Metazoa, Arthropoda, Insecta, Diptera, Psychodidae.
AACCUCAAAAAUUCAGCGUGCUUUGAAAACAAAAGUGGUGCAAUAGACGCUCGAAAAAAUAGUGUUUUUUACCAUAAAGUCACCCUAAAAUUAGUGUAUUUUGUAGUGAAAGUGCUUCAAAAAGUGUUCAAGUACUUUUUUCUGUAGAAAUUUUGCUAAAUGUUACUGUCUUUCUGUCUGGAAAAUUACUUUCUUUGGGGGGUAUUGAAUGGAAGUCCGUACUAACCUUUCCCACUGUUUUGUCUUUGCACUCAUCACGACGAAGGUCUGCGAUAUCAAUUUCUUGGCCUGCUUUUAGAAAAUUAAACAACAGCAGAGUUGGAAGAGUCUUAAGAGAUAUUUAAGCUAUAAAUUCGAGUGAUUUUAUUGAAGAAGACAGGCUUGAAAUUGGUGUGGAAGUUGCAGUGAAAAUUUUGUAGUAAUUCUCAAGCUUUGCCAAAGAGAAUAAUGUUCAGCAAAUUUGGUGGAUGUGGUUGGCAUGGUUGCAGAAGGGCUUUCAUCAAAGUCUUCCGAAGGAAAUACCAUCAUGACUUAAUAGACAUAGCUCCAGAAGUCUCUGAUGCUCUGAGGAAUUCUCGUCCAAUUGUGGCUCUAGAAUCGACAAUUAUCACUCAUGGAAUGCCACAUCCUCAAAAUUUUGAAACAGCCCUGGAGGUGGAGGAGAUUGUGAGGGCUGAGAAUGCGAUUCCAGCUACCAUUGCAAUUCUCAAUGGGAGGAUCAAGGUUGGUCUCAGCAGGGAUGAAUUGAGGGUUCUUGCAUCACCUGAGUUGCAAGCAAUUAAGACAUCCCGUCGCGACUUGGCAUAUAUUGUGAGCAAGGGUGGUUAUGGGGGUACAACAGUGGCUGGUACACUGAUUAUUGCCAAUACUGUGGGGAUUCGGAUUUUUGCCACAGGCGGAAUUGGGGGUGUACAUCGGGAUGGGCAUGUGACAAUGGAUAUUUCGGCGGAUUUGGUGGAGUUGGGACGAACGCCUGUGGCUGUGAUUUCAAGCGGUAUCAAGUCAAUCCUCGACAUUCCACGUACCCUCGAGUAUCUGGAAACGCAGGGUGUAUGCGUAGCCACAUGGCAGUGUCCUGAUUUGGACUUUCCGGCUUUCUACACGCGCAAAAGCGGUGAAAAGGCCAACAUUAAUUUCAAUUCAGCCCUCGAGGCGGCUCAAUUGAUUGAUACAUCGGUGAAAAUGAACCUAAAAUCGGGCAUUUUAAUUGGUGUACCAAUACCGGAAGAAUUUGCAAUGGAUGAAUCACUAAUCAAUGAUGCCAUCAGCAAUGCAGUGAAAGAGGCAUGCGACAGGGGCAUUGCUGGAAAAAGGGUCACACCAUACCUUCUCAGUGCCAUUGGGAAAAUCACAGCAGGACGCAGUUUAGUGGCAAAUAUGGCUUUAAUAAAGAAUAAUGCCAAAAUAGCUGCACAAAUAGCUGUGGAAUUGAAUGGGAUUAAAAGGGGUGCACUAAUGAAUACAACAUCGGACAGCACAGUUCGAGAUAAUCUCCACAAUUAUUGCCCGACUAUCAUUGGAGGCUCUAUUGUCGAUGUUUGCUACACUGUGCUCGAGGAUAAAGCUAUUGAGAUGAAUGGUGCCACAUACAAAUCAAGGAUGAAAAUCUCAGCUGGUGGCGUUGGACGAAAUUUGGCAGAAGGCAUCAGCAAACUCCAUGGGAGGACACGAUUCAUCUCAGCUGUGGGCGAUGAUCAAAAUGGUGUAUUCAUCCGCAAUCUUAUGCCCAAAUUGUGCAUCACUGACUCCCUAAUUAUCAAUUCGAUUCAUCCUACGGCCAAUUGCGCUGUUGUUCUGGAUUCAGCUGGCGAUUGCAAAGUCGUCGUUGGUGAUAUGCAAAUCCAUUCUUCAAUCACACCAGAUUUGAUUGAAAGGAACGAAAAGGCCAUUGUGGACAGCCCUAUAAUUGUAAUCGAUGCAAAUAUCUCCCAUGAAACCAUGGAGAUGGUAUUCAAGCUGUGCCAAAAAUACGAGAAACCUGUCUUCUUCGAGCCCACGGAUAUGUUGAUCGCCUCGAAGCCUUUCGAAUUGGGCCAGGAGCUCUCCAAGGUCAUCAAAUUCAUCUCUCCAAAUAUCUACGAACUCUGUGCUUUGGGGAAUUUUUUUGGGGGCACUGGGGUGUCUUUUGAUGAGAUUUCCCGCCUGGAGAAGCAAAAUGAAGUGCUGGAAUUCACUUCUGAGAUGAGCAGAGCAAUCUUACCGCAUGUGGACACCAUUGUUCUUACACUUGGACACCAUGGGGUAGUUGUGGCUACGAAAAAUUCCCCAAUUCGAGGAUUCUUCCGAGAGGGAGAUUGUCCGUUGUAUGCCCCGACACUUGGCAGUACUUCUGGGAGAUUCUAUCCAGCGGAGAUGGUUCCCAACAUUGUCAGUGUUUCAGGAGCUGGAGAUAGCUUCGCCAGUGGAUUUAUUGCUGCAAUGUUGAGGGGGAAGAGUGAAAGUGUUUGUGUUUCUGUGGGAUUUGAGGCAGCAAAAUUGACACUGGGAUCACCAAAAACUGUUCCUGAUCAUCUCUUCGACAGCAAUCAUUGGUGCUGGACACGUGCUCUAAGUUCCAAGGAGGUCUUCUGAUUUUUUUUUUACAAUUUUUCUAGAUUUAUAUUCGCAAAGUUUACUCAAUUUUGGUUUUG